UGAGCGCGCAUUGUCCUCUGUGAGAGAGGUUGAAACGGGGCAGGGUAAAAAAGACCCAGCAGGCUGUGCUUUUAAAAGACCCGAGGAGACUAUAAAAAGUGGUUUCGUGCCCACUGUAAAGGCUGGAGUCGAUAUGCGCGCAGACAGGCGGAGGUAGGCAGAGCAGAUAGAGGCUGGGACGCGCACAGUAUUCAAGGGUUUAUUCUCAGAUGUCGGCGCUCGGUCACAGGUAGACGUAAACGAGACGCGGGGGUUUAAGGGGCGGCAUUUUUUUUUCUUCAGUUGACUUGGGAUUUUAAAGACAGGCUCUUUUACAAAAAAUAAAAGACAGAAGUGCAUGUUUGCUACUUUAGUAAAUAGGAUGCGUGUCUUCUCCAGCCGACCCGGUGCUGUUUGACACUUUCGCUCCCCCACUCCUCCUCCUCCUCCUUCCCCGAGCUGGAUUCACUAACCGGUCUGUUUUCUAACCGGGGGGAAGUUGGGCUCAUUUAAACUUUUUUUUCUGGCUGUACUUUUGAUGCCACGGAAAUGGGACUGCGCCAACGGGAGAGCGUGUCCGCGCUUAGCAGAAAAAGUUUGCUUUGGACCGGGCUGAUACUCUGGUUGACCACGUCUGUUGACGGGACCUGGAGGACGGGACUUUACAAAACCUACUCAGCCGGGACGCAGCUGAGCCGAGACCAGACAGCAGCUUCUCACACCUCAGUCUACCAGAAAAGGAACUGGUGUCCUCAUACGGUCACUAAGACAGUGACUUGCCAGGUGCAGAAUGGGACAAUCCUCCAGCGGGUCUACCAGACAUGCCGCUGGCCACAGGGAUGUACGGGAGGCAGCUACAGGACCGUGGUCAGACCUUCCUAUAAAGUGGUGUACCGCACUGUGACCUCUCUGGAGUGGAAAUGCUGUCCAGGAUUCAGUGGCGCUGCCUGUGAAGAAGAGGCAGGAAACCAGUUUGCAGCUCAAGAGGCACUAAGGAAACCAUCCACGCUACGACGCCCACCUGCACGCACAGGAGAGCCAAUCUCUAAUUGUCUCAAUUGUAGUCGGAUCACGUCUUUGAGUGACAGACUGAGCUCGCUGGAGGCAAAGGUCCAAUUACUCAAUGCCCCAGCCUCCGUAUCACAUCGCCACCUUCAGGGUAAAGGAGGAACUGCACCAGAGGCCUCAUUACUGAUGGGGGCUGUGCCCGCUCAGGGAGCUCCUGGUGAGCAGGGACCCACAGGUCCUCAGGGUGAAAAGGGGAGAGAUGGGCUUCCUGGCAGAGAUGGGAAGCCAGGUUCUCGAGGGCUGCCAGGUCCCACUGGGCCUCGGGGGGAUAUCGGUACAAGGGGCCCAUCUGGAUCCCCUGGAUCGAAGGGAUCCCAGGGACCUGCAGGCCCCCGUGGUCCACCAGGACUCCCAGGAGAGAGGGGCCUACCAGGCCCGCCUGGCCCACCAGGGCCUCCAGCGCCGGCCAGUGCCCACAUCCCAGAGCCAGACCACAAUCGUGGAAAAGACCCCUUCUUCACCAACACUUUCCAUGAUUCACGAGGGUUGCCUGUUCCAGGACCUGAGGGUCCCCCCGGGCCUAUCGGCCCCCCAGGUCCCAAAGGCCCAGUAGGACCUCCUGGCCCAUCAGGACAGAAUGGGAAACCUGGAGUCCCUGGAACGCAGGGGCCUGUUGGGCCAAAGGGAGAACGUGGGGAGAGAGGUCCUUUAGGUUACCCAGGAGAGAGGGGCUUCAGAGGCGAGCCGGGAACAACAGGUCCAAAGGGAGAGCCAGGAGAGAAGGGCUUGCCGCUGUCUGACUCCCUCUGCAAGCUACUGUCCCCAUGGCUACCUCUCACAGUCACCUUUUCAGCAUCUGACUUUGGCAUAUACAUAUAAAUGUAAAUAUACAGCAUACAAUAAACAACGCCAUGCACCAGCGCUGACUGAGUGAUCAAAUGUAGAAUAUACUAAAAGUCUUCUGGAAACAAAUUUAUAAUCAUUUUAUUUGAAUUGUCAAAUCAAUUUGUUUGAUCAUCCAGAUUUCAAAAUGUUUAAAUGAACCACAAAGGAAAUGUAUAUGCCAAAUCACUCCAUAUAUGUCAGUGGUGGGUCCUGUUGGGUUUAGAGGUGUUGUGCUCUGAUGUGAGUGGAGUGGAUACAGCUAUCCUCUUUUAUCCCACAAUGCAACCUUGCAUGAUUUCAUCUUUAUGUCCUGCACCACAUGAACUUUUAUUUUCUGGAUGUGAAAGUUGGCUACAAAAUGUAUCUAAUGAAUGAAAUAACACAGUGCUGUUAAAACAGAAAUAAGGCAAAGUGGCUCUAAAUUCCCUAAAUUGUUCUUAAUUGACAACUUACUGCUGUUUAGCAGAUAUGUUUAUCGUAUUCACUAUCUUAGUUUACUGGUUAGUAUGCUAUCAUUUGCAUAUUAACAUAAGACUUCUUAUAAAUUAAGAUUUUUACCUGACGAUGGUGCUAGAUGAAAAGUCGGAGCAUCACAAUAUUACAACCUGAUUGUGUGUGCUGGAUUUAAUGGCAGUCCAUCCAAUAGUUGUUGAAAUAUUUCAUUAAAACCAGAAAUGUGAACAACAUGCGGAUGCUACAGGAAAUGGAUCACAAAAGUCAGUAGAACAAUUAAUUCAAUAGCUGUUGAAACCUUCCAAUCUGAAACAAAGUGGUGGCUUAUAAUGUGACUCAGUGCAACUUUGCCUUUUUUCUUUAAACAUAAUGUAUGUUCUUGGUUUGUCUUACUAAUCAGAGCAUUUCAUAGUGGGGAAUCACUCACCUGGGCACCAAAAGCUUCUGCUACUCUCUGCAUGCCUUCUUUUGUGAUGGUCUCUGUCUGUUUUACUUUAUUUUUGAAGGUAUGACUCAUGAAGCCAUCUCCUUAUCCUAUAGCAAAAAGACAAAUAAAUUAGAUUUCACUGUAAAUCUACAAUGGCUUCAUUCAGUUAGGCAGCAGUUUGUAACUUUUGUGAACACAGUGUUAAGAAUGAGAGCUGUGGAGCUGUAAAUACUUGCCUGGCUUAAUACCCAAAAGGAAUGCAGAUGGCAUGAUCAAAUCUAAACCCUGGGAGAGUGUAAUCCAGCUGUGUUAUGUCACCAACAUGAGGCUGGUCUGUAAUGUGCAUGCUGAUGUUGCCCUGCCCAGCAUGGCAGAGACUGACUUCAUAUAGCAGCAUGGCCAGAGAAUGAGGGAUGACAGAAUAAAAUACAGGGGCCAGAUAUGUCUGAGAGUGCUGGGCAGAUCUGUGGACUGUUUUAACCUUCUAACUGCUGAACUGUAUUGAGAAAAAAAUAAAUGACUUGCAUCUUGGCGAGCAGUUCUUUGGCUUGUGCUCCUUACCUUGACGGCUGUAUCUAUC
Dicentrarchus labrax (European seabass) is the source of this 3332-nucleotide messenger RNA. RefSeq names its product EMI domain containing 1 (gene emid1). Gene Ontology annotation, molecular function: protein binding. NCBI's taxonomy places the organism in Eukaryota, Metazoa, Chordata, Actinopteri, Moronidae. The record is from RefSeq and is a predicted model, not a curated record. Bases 529 to 1866 code for a protein of 445 amino acids. The transcript is spliced from 15 exons.